AGUACACACAGACAGACAGACCAAGUAACAUGAUGGAGCCUCACAGGAAACCCUUUGCUGUCUUUGUUACUGCGGGUAAGCGUAAAAAGCUCUGUUUAUUUACCUUUGUUUUCUUUCACUUUCAUGAAACGAUUUUAAACUCCUAAAAUACAUUAAAAAAAUUAAAGAAUGACUAUAGGAUGGAAUAUGAAAAAUGAACCAAAAAAUGCAUACAUUUAAGUGUUUGGACUCCUGACAAUGCAUCACUCAAUUUGUUCAAUAGUGUACAAUCUCAUUUAGCAGAUGCUUUUGUCCAAAUCGAUGUACAUUUGAGAGCAAAUACACUAGAAAACAUCUAGAUAGAAGGAAACGACACAAAGCAGUGCCAAAAAACGCUUUAAAGACCAUUAGGCAAAGAGCUGUCAUGCAGUAUAUUAGGUAAUGCACUUUUUUAUAUAUUUAAUAUUUAACCAUCAUUUAUCCAUCAACCAAAGUGACUUACCAACCAAAUGAAGUCACAGUGGCACUGUCAUCAUCAUCACCAUCUUCAUCGUCAUUAUCAGGUGCAUCUUGUAGAGAAUCGUCAGUGUCUCAAAGUAGAACAUAUGUUUCAGUCAUUCUACCUCUGGAGACAGCAGAGGACAAGAGCUGAGCUUCAGUGCUUAGAUGCUCUCUGUGGAACGGAGUCUGAAGCUUUUUCUCAAAGGUGAAAAAGGAUGCUGUGGCUCUGAUAGAGUUUGGUAAUUCAUUCCACCACUGAGGGACAACAGAGGAGAUGAGUCAGGCUACUGACUGAAGGCUCUGUUGUGAUGGGAGCACCAGGUGCCUUUUAUCAACAGAGCUUAAUGGACAGGAGGGAAUGUAGAACUGUAUGAAGGACUGCAGGUAGGCAGGAGCUGGUUUAGUUGCAGGCAAGAAGUAGAUCUUUAUAUUUGUUGUCCUCGCUACUGGAAGUUGGUGGAAAAGGAUGCACUGCAGAGUGGUAUCUACUCUUUUGGGUCAGUUGAAGACUGCACGAACUGCUUUGUUCAGGGGCCUGUUCUACGAAGCAGGAUUACUGCUUAGCGAGGUAACUUCAAGGGUAAGUUCGGGGUUUCCUGUUCUACGACGCGGGUUCAUCUCUUAGUGAGGCAAGUCACCAUGGCAACGUAUGCUGAACGGCUAACCUGCUCCGAGGCAGGUUAGGUUCCAGAUUGAACACACGGAGUAUAAAAACCCCACCCACUGACCAAUGAGCUCUCUCCAAAAAUGACUGGUCUGUGCUUGGAGGGAUCCUAUAGACCUCAGUGCUUGCAUUGUCCAAGGAGCACUUCUAUGGCGUCAAUUUGGUGCCGAAAAUCCGCGCGCAUAAAAAAUAUAUCGGCACGCAUAAAAACACCUACCCGUGCGCUCGCCGUCACUACCUGCGCGCUCGCAGUGUCUGUACACACGCGUGCUGUUUCUCUCAGGGCCAAUCAGAGGCAAAGUAGGAUUGUUAAACCUCAGAACUGCCUCUUCUGUCACAAUACCAGUCUUUGCACAAACACAGCUGAAAUAAAUGCACAGGAGCUUACAGAAGCAUCUUUUUCAAAAACCUGAAUACAGCACAAUACAGAAAUGGAGUGCUGUAUACAGAGCUCAUAUGGCACUUUUUUUUUCAGGAUAGCAAAACUCAUGCAGAGAUUUCCACCGUGCAGCAAAAGGCAGGAGUGCUGAGGUAUUCUGAAAAUCUGAAAUGUCCGUCAGAAGGUUCUGUGCCCAAAACAACCUGAGGAGAAAAGGACAUGUAUCAGACACACAGCUGGGGGCGGUGUGUUACAAAUGGAUUCUUCACUUUUACCUUCUGCCCCUUUCUGUAGAUGAAGUCUAUGUUCUUAGACCAGUCCAACUUAUUGUCCAGAUGUACAUCCAGAUAUUGAUAUGAUGAGAACACUUUGAUGUCCACUCCACAGGUGUUCACUGGCUGAAGAGGGGGUUUGGAUCUACGGAAGUCUAUGACCAUCUCCUUUGUCUUUGAGGUGUUGAGGAGGAGGCAGUUUUUGUGACUCCAGUCACUGAAGGCUCUUAUCAGAUCUCUGUAUUCAGCUUCUUGUCCAUUUCUGAUACAUGCCACAAUAGCAAUGUCAACUGAGUAUUCCUGGAUGUGGCAGGACUCAGUACUGUAUUUGAAGUCUGACGUGUACAGUGUAAACAGGAAUGGCUCUGUCCCUUGUGGAGCCCCUGUACUGCUCAUUAACAUUCCUCUCCUACUUUGUCCAAUCGACGAGUGCCUCUUUCAACCACGUGAUGCUGCUCGGGAAGUUCGUGCGCUUUAGAGAUCACAGUGUGAAAGCAGAACCGAAACAAGUUGUUAAUGCAACAAUGUUGCGACUUUUAGCUCCCCAAACAAACCGAAUCCGCUUGGUCAGGUGUGAAAGUGACCUUUGUUACUGUGUGAUCUGUGCAUGAAGGCUGAUGCAGUUCCUAUUUUGCACCUUGCAGGAUGCAGCUGAGAAAAGGUGUUGCAUGCACAGUAUUGUUUUUCUGUGUAAAUAUAAAAGUGUACACUCAACUUCCUGUAGGGAUUAGCCUGAAGCUGUGGUUUUAAGGUGCAGAGGGGUUUUCACACUAACUAUUCGAGUGAAAACACGUGUUCUCAGAGUUAGAGGAAAAACACUUACAUCAUUAAGCCAUCAAGUGAAAACUAAAUUGGUUAUUUACUUAAAUGUUUUUUGUUUGUUUGUUUGUUUUUAACCUUUGGAGCUGCAUUAUCUGCAGUAAAAUGGGUAGUAAAAGUAAGAGUAAAAGAGAGGACAGAAAUAAUAUUCGUGGCAGACAAAAAUCAAAAAUAGAAGAACAGUGAUAUUCAUGUUUAAAAGCUGAAGGAGGAUAAAGAGGAUACUUCUCUUCAAACAUACUUUCCUGCUGAUACAUUAUCUCGUAUCAACAUGUCAGUAACCUUUUCGUACAGAUGAAACCCAGAGGAUCCCAUCAGCCGACCAAAAACACUUUGCAGACUUUCAUCACCUGACUGACAGACAGACAGACACAGACAGACAGACAGACAGACAGAUAGACAGGGCGUAAUGAGCAUGUUUUAGAAAAAGAAUCAAACAUCACAACUUGGGAGUGAUUUCACAUUCACAUUUAGAUGUUUGCCCUUGUUUUAGGUCAAAAGCACUUUGUCAACCCCCCCCCCAAAUUGAGUGAGAGUGGAGGUGUUGUCGUGGUAUUUCUGCAGGCAACAAGAGGCAGUCUUUUGUGGCCUUAACCAUAUUUUUUAAGAAGGAAACAACAACAUACACUGAUCUCUUGGCAACUUGUGCACUGAUGUUUUCAUCCCACAGUCAACAAACUUUCACUCAAAACAAGCUGUUCAGCCUUUAAAGGGGGGCAAUGUCAAACUCAUAACACCUUCACACAUAUUGGAGUAUUUGCAAGCUGAAGCUUUUUAAAGACCUCUGAUAAAUGAUAUUAUUGUCAUCCAUCACAGUCAACCAUAAAUAACUGAUGGACCACAGACCGGAUUGUUUGCUAAUCAUCUAAAGUUGUCAAAAGACAGCAUAUGAGAUGUUGAAACUGAAAAACAAUGUUGUUUGAUAAAAAAUCUUGGCUCAUUUAAAAUUUGCUGUGAGAAACUUGUUUCUAGGAGUAUUUACAGGUUCACAUUUUUCAUUGUGUGUCAUCAGUUCUUCUUUCACCAACCCUCUGUAGACCUCAGUGAACCCAGCAGACCAGGUUCUGGAGUCUGAAAGUGAAAUAUUGUCCCAUUCUGGCCUUAUAGAGGAUUUCAGCUGCUCAACAGUUCAGGGUCUCCUUUGUCCUGUUUUUGGUGUCACGAUGCUUCAAAUGUUUUUUAAAUGGGGGACAAGUCAGGACUGCAUCAGUUGAGUUUCUCAGAAGGACUCUUCUACUACGGAGCCAUGCUGUUGUAAUCCCUGUUGUCAGAAUGUGGUUUGUCAUUAUCUUGCCUGAAUAAGUCAUUGUCAGCAUCAAUGGAGCCUUCAUAGAUGUGGAAGCUACCCACCACAUGGAUUUUAAUGAUGCCCAGGCCAUCAGGGGUGCUGGAUAUGAACUGGGAGCUUAGAACAAACUGGGUGAUCCCUCUACUCUCUGGAGAGGAAGAUGCAGAGUCCAUUAUUUAAAAAAAAUAAUAAAAAUCAGACGUUAAUUCAUCAGCCCAUAGGACAGUUUCCCUCCUCCCCUCAACUCAUCUUGAAUUGGCUCAGGUCUAGAGUCUCUGGUGUUUAUGGAUCAUGUUUACACUGUAUAUGAUAACCUUUGAGCCCACUCCAGAGUCCUGUCUGUUUUUUAAUGUAGUGCUGCCUAAGGGCCUGAUGAUCAGGACCAUCCAGUCUUGGUUUUGGUCCUUGUCCCUUUACAACAGAGAUUUCUCCAGAUCCUCUGAAUCUUUGAAUGGUAUUAUGUACUGUAAAUGAUGAAAUCCACUCAUUCUUUUACAUUUGACUCUCAGGAACAUCAUUCUGAAACCAUUCAACUAUUAGCUCCCUUAGUCUCUCAUAGAGUGGUAAACAUCUUCCCAUCUUUCCUUCUGACAGACCCAGCCUCUCUGAAUUUCCUUCUCAUAUGCAGCCAUGUGACUAACCUGUUGGAAAUUAAAUGCAGGAUUAAAAUGAUGAUUUGUUUUUGUUAGAAUUCAUAGUGUCCCACUCUAUUUGAGGAUGUAGUUUGACAUCUCACAGCCUCCUUUCUGUCUUUAGUCCUGCUGUGCUGCGUGAGCUCAGAUGAAGAAUGGGAGGCAGUGGGAGCCAAAAAAGGAGACUCUGUCACUCUGACCACCAAAGACGACGGGUGUGACAGGGGUGCUCAGGUGGUCUGGAUGUUUGGACCACAGAGCCCUAACACGAGGAUAGCCAGAGUAAAGGAUGGCGAACAGAGGACAAAUUUCAGUGACCAUUUUAAAGACAGACUGCAGCUGGACCGUCAAUCCGGAUCUCUGAGGAUCUCUGGGCUCACAUUCAAUGACUCUGGGAUCUACAUGUGCCGCUCCAUCAGCUCCAAAAUCUACACCCAGCGAUUCAACUUGAGUGUCUAUGGUAAGUCCUCCUGAUGGAUUUAUCAUGUAUAAUAAAUGCUGCUCAGCUACAAUGUGGUCUGAAACUAUGACUCAGAAGUAGAAGACAGUUUCAGGGUUUAUAUAAAGGGUUUAUCUGGAUAACUUUGGAGAAUACCUUUGAGAAGGUCUUUGUACACUGCGAUGGAGAAUGAGAUUUCAUGUUGUGUCAUUCUUGUUUGCGCGGCUGCAACUUUUGUCUGGAAUUUUAAUUGGAAAACAUGGUUGUAUUAUGGGCUCUCAUGUUUGCUCUGAGUGGAUUCCUGCAGAUCCAAGGGUCUAUGUGCAUGUUGGUCCACUGUACAAAACGUUCAUUUCACAAUAACGGCCCUGGAAUUGUGACAUGGGUACAUUUCAUCUGCCCAGUCUUUUCUGCAGGCAGACUUCAGCUUACGUGACUGCUGUGUUUCUCCCUGAGUUAACAAAAAACAUGGGGGACAUUCCCUCUGUUUUCGGUGGAAAUUGCUAUAUUUUAAGGUAGCUUGUGACUUAAGCGUAGUUUUGAAAACUUUUCUAGUGACAAAUGUACACUUCGUUUUCAUAGUAUUCAUUCACUUUAUCUUAAAGAUCCCUCGUUUUUUCAUUACAACAUACUUUCUCUCAGUUCUCUCAACAAAAUUGUAGCAAUGGUACAUUGUUGCUACGGUGGUAGAAGAAGGAGGUUGAUGUGCGUCACAGACCAAGUUGAUAUUAAAACAUUUGUCAAACAUACAUUUGACCACAAAUACGUUUCUAUGCAUUAAAUAAUGACUUGUGUUUGAUUUUUGAAGCAUAAAUAAAUAUUUAAAAAUUAAUGAAACAGGUUAAAGCAUUUUAGCCACAAUACAAACUAUAAAAUGGGACAAUAUUUGUUUUAUAAUUUACACAAUGCUCUUAACACAAUUUGCGAUAUAUGUAAUUUUAUUUAAUUAGAUAAACCUAACAAAUAAAUACCAUCUUUUUUUCUUUUUUUUUUUUUUUUUACCAUUUUUUGAUUAGAUCACAAAAACUUAGGGCCCUUUCUGAUACAUGUCAGCUUGACCUACAAUCCCCAAAUUUCUAGCAGUUGUGGAUAACAUCAGACCCUGUCACAUUAAACAACUCAAUUUAUGAAUUUCAAACUCCUUCAAACUUCACAUGUAGUUGCGUUCACCUACAUAAUGACGUUUCUGUGGUUUGCAUUCAGAUGUGUGUUUCCUGCUUAUCUCAGUACAGGAAGGGUGCACUAUGCUGAACACUUUUUGGAAGGUUUCUGUCAUGAAUACCCAAUAUUAUCGCAAAUUUGAUGAUGACCAGAUGAGGCCUGUAGAUCUUAUUAAAUAUUAAGUGUUAUGACUAUGAAACUACUUAAAAAAAUAAAAAAAUAAAAAAAAUAAAUAAAAUAUAUAUAUAUAUAUAUAUAUAUAUAUAUAUAUAUGUAUAUAUACAUAUACAUAUAUAUAUAUAUAUAAAUAUAUACCUAGCUAUAUAUAUAUAUACCUGGCUAUAUAUAUGUUUAUAAAUAUAAUCGUAUGUCAGUAAAUGAUAGAAUACGAUAUGAUAAGAUAAACCUUUCUUCAUUCCACAGUGAAGAAAUUUGCAGUGUUAUAGCAGCAAAAGCUCAGCACAGCAAACAUGAGAAUAAAUACACUAAUCAUGCACACAGAGCACAGAUAAGUAUAUUAAAAGUUUACCUAGACCAGGGGUCGGCAACCCGCGGCUCUGGAGCCGCAUGCGGCUCUUUCUUCCCUAAGCUGCGGCUCCCAAUGGAUUUGGAAAAUAAAUAAUAAAUACUUAAUUGCAUUUUAUUUUAUUUUAUUAUUAUUUUUUUUUUUUGUAACUCUAAAUUCAAAGAUUAUAAUGCUCUUGUAACAUUAAAUAAACUAUUAAGGCUGCAACAACGAAUCGAUUAAGUAGAUUCGUCGUGACGAAAAAAUCCGUUGCCAACAAAUUCUGUAAUCGAUUCGUCGGGUCUUUAUAUGUCCAUGGACACCGACGUGUAAACAUCAGCAGGACGCACAGAAAAGAAACAGCCAUGGCCGAGGCAGCGGCUGAGAAAAACAUGGACACAACCCAACCCAAAUCCCGACCUGAAACAUCAGUGGUGUGGGAAAACUUCACCAAGACUGAAAAGGAAGGCGUUCAGUGCAACAUUUCCAAAGACCGCUUUGCAUGGCUCGGGAGUACAUCGAUGAUGCGUGAGCACAGGGCUCUCAAGUCUCACGCAUUCAGCGUAUGACACACGCAUUCCCACUCGUUCACACGCUCACACACCACACAUUGUAUUUCUCACGCAUUUAAAUGAACACGGUGAUGUCCACCAAGUUGCACUUCUUCAACUAUGGAACAGGGGGAAAUCAACUGAGUUCCUCCGAGAGUUCAGAAGCUGCGUGCCACGCACAAGCCAAUCAAAUAAAGUAUAUCUACUGAACAGCCAAUCAAAAAGCAGCAUUGCUGUAUCCGGGUAGAUUUUGAUAUCUCGCGGUUUAACUACAGAAGAAGACAGACACUCGCCGAAAUAGUUCAUUUAUUUCAUAAAUGCAACUCGCUGCAGUUUUUUAUAUACUUUGUAUAAAGGUAAAAAAAAAAGAUAUAUGCAAUGUUAUCUUCAUUUUAGAUGUCAAAGAGGUUUUGUGGCUCCCUGUGUUUUCUUUUCUGUGGGAAACUGGUCCAAGUGGCUCUUUGAGUGUUUAAGGUUGCCGACCCCUGACCUAGACACAUACAGAAAAUGUCAUAUACAAAAAAAGAAAAAAAUGUAAUCAACAGCAACAACAAAAAAACUGAAAAUGAGACUCUUGAUGGGCUGAAAUAGCAGGCCAUGUCCUGUUCAUUGACACUUGCUAUAAAACUGAGUUUUAAGGGGGUCUUAAAUUUGUGAAAAUGUUCCAAAAGACCAGGGGUCACUUUUUUGUUUAUGCUGUUAGUCUUAAAACAAGAUCGCUGCCAGACACUCCUACAAAGGAGCUCCAUAGAGCUAUCUUAACCUUUUGAGGUCCAGUUGAGAUAUGCAGCCUGUUUGCCCCUUUGAUCCUGUUGCUCUUUUGCUCUCAUUUGGCCUCUACCGUGGAUACAGACGUGAAACUUGAACUGAGGCCUCUGAAAGUUAUAAAAUUAUAAUCUAUAUGAAUCAUCUAAUAAGCCUUUUUCGGAACAGGAAUUAGCUUCAGGAAGGAGGCGGGGCUUCCAAAUUUGAAAUAUUAGUUUCUGGCAGAGGUCUGAAAACAUCCCAGAAAUUUCAUCUUGUUUGGAGCAAAUUUGACCACUUUCUGAUGCUUAAUUUACUUAAUGUCUUAAUUGGACAUUGCCAUGCCUUUCACGGGCAGCAGAAAGGAUUUAGGGAGGUCAAACCACCACAGAUGAGAUCCUUAGGGAGGGCAGAACAACAUACUAAAAUUUCAACUUCCUAUAUAAAAGGAAAAUAUUUAACCCCCCUGUGAAACUGGAGAAAGUCAGGGUCUGUGACAUGUUUGGCUUCAUAAAAUCUCACAGUGAAAGAAAUGUUCCACUUAAAGCAAAUCUUUGUAAUGAAUAAAGAAAUAAAACAAGUCAAUGUGUGUGAGGUUUCCUAUCUGUUCUCGCUAUAUAUGGGGGCUUAGACUGCGAGGCCAUUAGCAUCCACAUCUGGGGGGUUUUCACUGUGAAAUGUGCCAUUGAAAAGUGCAGUGAGGUUGGUUAUUUUCCAUCACAGCAGGAUGAUGAAGGGCUGCAGGAACUUUCCUCAUCUCUGGUUGUAAAAGAAUUGUAUCUGAACCAUACAGGAUCAAAUUUUAACCUCAAUAUGGUGGUCUCAUAAAGGUAUUGUCUUCUGUCACCUGUCUCCUCCAGCUCCCGUCUGUGCCCCGUCCAUCAAAAUUAACUCAUCAGAGGUGAGCACAAGUUGUAGCUCUCUGUUGGUGGAGUGCAGUGUGCAGAACAGCAGGGAGCUCAGGCUGUCCUGGUUCAGAGGCAGGGACAGACUGAGGGAGACCAGCGGUCCUGACAUGUCCUCAAGGCUGAUUCUGUCUCUGAGUGUAGAGUCCAGCAAUGGAGACGAGUACAGCUGUGUGGCUGAAAACCCUGUGGAUCAGAGGAGUAGCAGACUCCUCAUGGAGGACACGUGUUUAAACCACGGAGGUAUGAUGAAGCAUGGGGACACAGCACUUGUCCUCCUUCUCCUCUCUAUCUCUGUCCUGUGAUUGAAACUGAGAAUGUUUUUGUGUAUCUUUCUCUGUUGGAUGGUACAUCAUGUCUGAAUAAAUUCUGUGAUUUAAUCUGAGUUCCCUGGUUUUUGAAGCAGUUGGUGGUUCAUCUACGCCUGAACCUUGAGGUUCAAGAUCAGGUAGAUUCUCUGUAAAGUUUCCGGCACUGCUCUCUCUUUCUCUUUCUCCCUGUCUCUCUCUCACCCCCUUAGAGAUGCUCAGCUGGUGUCACACUGAAGCCACAGUCCGGCUGGUGCUCUCUGCUGUACUUGGUUUGUCCUUAAUGGGCCUGGUGGCGGACCACAUCAGAUUCAGUCGACAACGCCGACCAAGAAGCUGAGAGCUGCCAUGCCAAACAGAGGAGGAAACCCAAACAAUCAGUUCAAAAUAAAAUGCAUGUUUUGAAAAUAAAAUUAAUUCAAACUAUUAGAUCAUGUUGAAGUAGACAAAACACAACUGUAACACAUCGAGAAAAUAAAAAGAACAAGUACAUACAUCUCUCACAUAACAGCUUAACCCUAUAACACUAUCGCUGGGUGAUUUUCAUCCGACCAAACAUGUUUAUGUGAUUUUCAUGGGUCCCUGGGUAGCUUCAGCAUUGCCUUUGACAUCUUUGAAAGCAUAUUUGUUUCCCUGAUCCAAAACCUGCUUUUUCCUACAGGCAUGUGCUUGGGUGAUUUUCACCCGGCAAUAGUGAUAGAGGGUAAAGUAAGUUUGGGUGGAUUUGAUAGCUGCAUGUAGGGAAUAAGGUCAGUAAGAGUGGUCCUGGAAUUUGCAUGCUAUCUUUAUUUAGCGCAGUGGUUAUGAAUAAAAAACUAUGAAAAUGUAGUGAUUUUAAAGGGAAUUUAUAUGGUUAUUGUGCCAAGAACCCUGAGUCUUCACCAGAGAAGACUCACAUGCUCAAGGAAUGGGUGGAAAAUGUAUAUUAGGAAUAUUUUGUUCAUGAAUGCCUAAUUUCAGUUAUUUUGUUACAUUUUUAUAUUAUCCCCUCGGGGUACCGUUUUUCCUCCCUUUGGACAUUGCACAGUUAAAAAUAGAAGAAAAAUACUUUAAUUUGUCAUGUUUUGUCCUAUUUUGAUUUUUUUUUUUUUUUUUUUGGGGGGGGGGGGGGUUCAAAUAACUGACAUAUUUUUUGCUGAGUUGUCUGAUAGUUUCUCAAUGUCUUAAAUAAUGAUGUUGAAGAAUAACUGCAAUUAUGUUGUUAUUCCGUAUAAGUCCAUAUUCUACCUGUCUACAGAUUUGUUUAUGCUAAACCAGCAAUUCCUAGAGUGUGAUUAGGUGGUAGGUGUCAAUUAUACCAUAUGUGACCUGACAGAUUUUCUAUGCCUACCAUAAACACUGGUCUGAUCAUUACUACAUCAGCUUUGUCUAUCUGUUCCCAGCUCUGUAUUUUGACUUUGCUGUGCCUCAUGAAACCAUUAUUAAACAUUUCCAUAAGAAUCUCA
This is a messenger RNA of Xyrichtys novacula (pearly razorfish), 10592 nucleotides long. Lineage: Eukaryota; Metazoa; Chordata; Actinopteri; Labriformes; Labridae. The record is from the annotation of a GenBank genome assembly.